Messenger RNA from Sinocyclocheilus grahami, 2416 nucleotides. RefSeq names its product ras-related protein Rab-18-B-like. The transcript is spliced from 7 exons. The record is from RefSeq and is a predicted model, not a curated record. The coding region runs from base 85 to 702 and encodes 205 amino acids. Gene Ontology annotation, molecular function: GTPase activity; GTP binding. NCBI's taxonomy places the organism in Eukaryota, Metazoa, Chordata, Actinopteri, Cypriniformes, Cyprinidae.
CAUCACGCUCCAUUCGGAAGUUCCAGCGCAGCAGCAGUGAGUGAACGCUGAGUUUAACCAAGCCUUAGUGUACACAGCUACAACAUGGACGACGACGUGUUAACGACUUUAAAGAUUUUAAUUAUCGGUGAGAGUGGUGUGGGUAAAUCAAGUUUGCUCCUGCGCUUCACAGAUGACACUUUUGACCCAGAAUUAGCUGCAACCAUUGGUGUCGACUUUAAAGUGAAAACUAUUGCAAUAGAUGGCAACAGAGCAAAGCUGGCCAUAUGGGACACGGCCGGUCAGGAGAGGUUCAGAACUCUAACGCCAAGCUACUACAGAGGAGCCCAGGGUGUCAUUUUGGUGUAUGAUGUUUCAAAGCGGGACACGUUCACAAAGCUUGAGAACUGGCUUAAUGAGCUGGAGACAUACUGUACACACAACGACCUGGUUAAAAUGCUAGUGGGGAACAAAAUUGACAAGGACAACCGUGAAGUAGACCGGAAUGAAGGCUUGAAGUUUGCACGAAAACACAAUAUGCUUUUUAUUGAGGCAAGCGCAAAGACACGGGAUGGUGUUCAGUGUGCCUUUGAAGAACUGGUUGAAAAGAUCCUGCAGACACCGGGGCUCUGGGAGAGCAGCAUCCAGAACCACGGUGUCCAGCUGUCUGAUCAUGAACCGCAGCGUCAGGGUGCCUGUAGGGGUUACUGCUCCCUGGUUUAACAUACUCACCCGACCCAAAAACCACAAACUGAGAUGGAAAGCACAGUUUUCUUUCUUCUGAAUGAGAGCUUCCUCUGAGGGGGAAUGGUCUGCUCCCUUAGAGCUGGUCAAAGGGACCAUUGCAGUUUGCACAGUCUCUGUCACUCAAUGUUGUUUUAUUCUGUCCCAGUAUUCUGUCAUGUUAUUCUCGAUUAAUGUCUCACAGUGCUAUAUUACCUGUAGCCUAUGUAAACCGUUAUUAUGCAAAAAAAGUCCUUUUGAAGAUUACAACCUGAGCAUGUUGAAAUAUGCCAGAUAUUAUGCCCCCCCCAGGCAAGAUGACAGAGUUGACAUGCUCCCCCCUCAGUGUGAGCACCGCCUUUGUCCCGAUGUGUGUAGGCCAGUAGGAUUAUAGGAGGGGAGGGGCAGAGAAACGGCAGGAUCUGAUCAGUAUGAUGAACUCAUUCAAUAUGAAUGUCAUCAAAUGUCCUUUGUACCUGUACUACAUUUCAUGUGCUUAACAUAUUCUCUGCUGCUCUCAUUUUAAUCUCCUGCUUUUUAUUUAAAUUAGUUAAUAAUAUAAAAUUAUUCCCAUUUUAUUUUUUAUAAUAUUUGGCCUUACAAAUACUGUUUUGCAUGAUUCAACCUUGAAGAGUUUGAAAUAUGAUAUAUUAUUUUGUAAAUAAUGUCUUCAGUAGCUGUUCUGAAUCAUAAUUCACACAGUUGUCUACAAAAUGCUGUUUAGCUGCAGCUCUCAUGAGUUAAAAUAGAUUAAGCAUGUUUAAAGAAUGUAAUCUAUGAUGACUUUCGUCUGAAUUAACAUGAGAUGAUGAGUUUUAAUCUUUCACUCAGUUUUUUUUUGUUUUCUUUUCUAGUUAAAUGAUGAAUGGAUACCAAAACACUUGUCCAUUUUUGUUUUUAAUUACAAAGCUUUCUUGGGACUUGAUAUUGAUUCUUUUGACGUAUUGACUUGAAAAAGGGAAGAUUUGUUCAUGCCUUAAUAUUUAUUAGAUCCGCAUGUUUAACAUGAUCUCCGUUACAGGCUUUCACUUUGAAUCUGGAGUGAGUGUGUGUUAUUGCAGCCAAACAAAUUGACCAAUGGUACAUGGGUCAUUUAAUUGAAUUAUUAACAUGUCUUGGUCAUAAAGUUUGAGUAUUAAUAUGUUUGACUUUUUAUUCGCUUAAUAGAUGUUUGUUCUGGUGCAGAGAGAUUUAUUCAGUCAUAGAAGUAAUUGCUUAUGACUUCAUGUAGCCGCAAAACCAUACACUAACCAGCACCCUAAUUAGGAUUCCUUACAAUUUAUGGGUGUUAAAUUCACAUACUCAGUUUUGUAGAUGCUUGCUUUCAUUUCGGCUGUUGUCCUUCAGCAGCGAUGUUCUAGUCUGUAUGCCGUUUUCUGCUGUGGAGUGGAAAAUUAGGACAAAUUAUAUAUCUUACAUUCUUUUUGCAAUAAAAUAUCUAACUUGUAGAAGUGUUUGAUCUGCCACAGCAUAGUGCCUUUUGUUAAAGUCUAUGAAUGUCUGUUCAAAAUUAGAUCUUAAUUAUUAGUAUGUCAUUUCUAGUAAAUGAACUCCAGAUGGACAUAUAGAUGUUUUGAAAUUGAUACUACAGCUCUGUAUUAGUUUUAACAGGCCAUAUACUGUGAAACAUUUCUAUACUGUACGCUACAUACAUGAAUAUUAAUCACAACAAAUGUCAUGAGUUUUCAAACUGAUACGUGGCACCUCAUAUCAC